AUGCUCUAAUCUCCAAAAAAUGCAAUAUCGACUGCUAAAUUUUAAUAAAAAGUAAUGAACUUAGAAACAAACACUUCCUAAUUUGAUGCAACUUCUACUAUUAUUUAAUCAAUGUAUUUACAAAUAGAUGAAUUAAUUGAAACUAUUUAAAAAAGAAACCCAAAAUAACUACAGUAAUAGAAGACUGAACAAAAUAGAUAAAACUAUCAUAAUUAAUUAAAUAUCUUAAAAGCUGAUGAGGAAUCAACUAAUUUAUAGUAGUAUUAUUUGGCAAUUGAAUCUGAAGAAAUAUCUAAUGCUUUAUACUCUAAUCCAAAUGAUAUUUUACUCUAAUAAGCUUACAGGAAAAAGACUAUAUAAUCUCUUUAAUUAAAGAUAAUUCAAACGAAAUAAGUAAACAUUCCUUAAUUUUCUUAGACUCUCAAUGUAAAUGUUAAUGAUUAAAAGGAACUUGAGAUAAAAGCUUAAUUAAUUUAAGAAAAAUAAUCAAAUUAUGCUUCAAUCUUAUUAAAACUUAAAGAGAAAUAGUAGUAAAAUGAUUCUGUAUGCAAAUUACUAGAUGAAGGAGGUUAAUAGUAAUGGUUAAAGUUACGACAGUUAUUUGAUGUUGAUAUGAUUAAGAUGGCCAUCCCUUUUGAAAAAUUGAUAAGAAUUUAGUAAUUAUUGUUGAAAGAAUCUGAAAACUUAAUAUAAGUUGGAAAGUAUUAAUGUGUUUUGUAAGAGAAAAAAUAAUAUUUAAUAGAAGUUCAAUUAUAACCACAUUUAAUGAAUGUAGUUUUGUCUUUUGAUCAGAUUUUGUUAAACAUAAUCCAUUAACCAAAAGAUUUAUUAAUAUCUAAACAAGGAUUAUUAGUUUAAACCAUAAAAUGUUUAAAUAUUCUGCAUCAAAACUUUUGUUGUAUUAUUUAAAAUUUAAUUAAAUUAAAUUAUUCCUAAAAAUACUUUGAAGAAUAAUAAAAGGAAUUAAUCUAAAAUACAACUUAGGCUAAGUCAUUUUCUUAUAAUAAAAGCUAAUUGUUAAUUGAAAUUGAUAAAAUGAAAAAGUAACUGAAAGAGAUUCAAUCUUAAUUAUCUAAUUUUUAAAUUAUAGUUGAUUAAAUAUUGAAAAUGAAGUGCAAAAUCUCUUAACAAUGUAUUUAUAAGAUAAAGAAAUUUUUAUGAGAGAUAUCAAAUUUAAAUAUGGAAAAUAAUAUUAUGAUCAUAUGAUAAUGGAUUUGAAAUAAGAAUUUAAAAAAAUUUGUCUUGGAUAAUAAUUUGAUUAGAAAAAAAAAAUUGAAAAUAGUUAUAUAAGAAUGGAUGAGAUUCAAAAAUAAAUCAUAAAAAAUAAGGAUAAAAUAAUAGAACUAAUAAAAUAAUUAAAAGAACAUAGUAUUACUCUUUAAAAAAAUAAAUAAGAAGAUUCCUAAAUAGAUAAAAAAGAAUUUUUGUUUCAAUUAUAAAAUUUAAAAAUUAUAUUGCUUUAGCUCGAAAACAAAAUAUAGAAAAAAUUACAAAAUAAUUCAGAAUAAUUAUUGUAAGAUUUAUAAAUAGAGAUAAAUAAACUAAAAGAUUUUAUUGAUGAAAAUUUUGUAGUUUAAAAAUAAAGAAGUGAUUCAAUUGAUACAAUAAAGAAAACUUAAAAGUAUCAACACGGAAGAACACAAUUUUAAAUACCUAUAGUUUCAAAAUUAGGAUCAGAAAUAUGUGCUCCAAUUUAGAGUCCAAAAAAUGUUUAAUACCCAAUUUAAACAAUUUAAAAUCCUUGAGAGACAUAUGAUUCUUCUGAUGACCCAAUUUAAAUUGUAAAAAAACCAUUUUGUGAAUGGAAUAGUUAUCAAUUGAGUUUUAAUUAAAAUCAUUCGAAAUCAAUAUCAGGGAUAAGUGGAUAAGAAUAAUCAUUUAUAACAUAAAAAGAAAGUAGCUUACAUGGUUCGAUAUUAGAAGCAAUACAAAGCAAUAGAAAUAACAAAGCUGAAUUACAUUUAAUUGUAUUUUUACAAUUGAAUGAAUGUAGUAAAGUAUAUGAUCCAAUAAAAAAUGAAGAUCCAAUAAAUUAUGGUUAUAGAUUGUAUAGAAUAGAUGGCUAAUUUAAUGUAAAAAAUUGAAUUAUAAAAGAUAUUUAGUUCUGAAGAGAAUGAAAAUAUGAAUAUUAUUAAAAAUUUGAAAAGAGACUUGAAGUGAAAAAAGUGAUUUUGGUAAUGAUGAAAUGUGAUAAUAGGAUGAUUGUAGUUAGAAUGCUUUGAAAUUUAGAAUGAUUUAUGAACCAUAGAUGAGAGGAAUAGUUUAAGAUAGUUUGGCAUUAAAACAUUUAAAUAUGAAACAUCUACCAUUCAAAUUAUAAGGAAAUUCAAUAAUAAUUAAUGGAUUAUGUUUAAAUGAGUAAGACUUAAUUAAAUUAUAAUUGCUAUUUAAGUAAUGA
Molecule: messenger RNA, 2398 nt
Organism: Paramecium sonneborni
Lineage: Eukaryota; Ciliophora; Oligohymenophorea; Peniculida; Parameciidae
Source: the annotation of a GenBank genome assembly